This is a messenger RNA of Heterobasidion irregulare TC 32-1, 252 nucleotides long. RefSeq lists its product as uncharacterized. The record is from RefSeq and is a predicted model, not a curated record. Bases 1 to 252 code for a protein of 83 amino acids. The transcript is spliced from 2 exons. NCBI's taxonomy places the organism in Eukaryota, Fungi, Basidiomycota, Agaricomycetes, Russulales, Bondarzewiaceae.
AUGAGAGAACUUACUCAGGCACCUUGUUUAAAUUAUGAAAACAACAAGCAUCUCCAUUGUUUUCCCAGCUAUGCCGGCGACGCCAGCGAUCCUCAUCAUCAGUCUGAGCACAUGACGAUUUCAGACCUAUACCCCACUCGUGAUACUUUUAUAGGUGGGCAGCGGACCAACCGGAUUGAUAGCAGCUAUCGCCAUUCGCCAGAACAGCAUAGUGAUCGGUGUAAUUGUAGAAGAGAUUCAUUCUACACAUAA